AUGUCCAAACCGGAGAAAAAAACUCACUCACAGACUGAAAGUAUUUCUUUACUCAAAAGAACAGACAAGAAAAGUUUCACCUGCACUCAGUCUGGAAAGAGUUUCACAUACAAACAGAGUCUCAAGAGACACAUGAGGAUUCACACUGGAGUGAAACCAAUCACAUGUGAUCAGUGCGGUAAGAGUUUCACACAACGAGGACACCUUAAGGACCACGUGAUCAUCCACACUGGAGAGAAACCGUUCACAUGUGAUCAGUGCGGGAAGAGUUUCACACAAUCAUCAAACUUUAAGGACCACAUGAUCAUCCACACUGGAGAGAAACUGCAUGAAUGUGAUCAAUGCGGAAAAACAUUUUUGUGGGCUUCAGGCUUGAAUAAACACCUGAAAGUUCAUUCAAAGGAGAAACCACAUUCAUGUUCUUUGUGUAAAAAGAGUUUUUCACAACUGCAAAAUUUAAAACUCCAUCAGAAGAUACAUACUGGUGUGAGAGAUCAUAUGUGUUUUGAGUGUGAGGAGACUUUUAUUACAGUUGGAGAAUUAAAACUGCACCAGAGGAUCCACACUGGAGAGAAACCUUACAAGUGUUCACACUGCAACAAGAGAUUCAAUCGGUCAGAACAUCUGAAAUCACACGAGAGGAUUCACACUGGAGAGAAACCGUAUCACUACACUGCAUGUGGGAAGAGUUUUGCUCAAUCAUCUUCUCUACGAAGACAUAAAAUAAACAACCACAUUAAGUAG
This is a messenger RNA of Onychostoma macrolepis, 744 nucleotides long. Its product is annotated as gastrula zinc finger protein XlCGF49.1-like. Gene Ontology annotation, molecular function: RNA polymerase II cis-regulatory region sequence-specific DNA binding; DNA-binding transcription factor activity, RNA polymerase II-specific. Gene Ontology annotation, biological process: regulation of transcription by RNA polymerase II. The transcript has a single exon. Bases 1 to 744 code for a protein of 247 amino acids. Lineage: Eukaryota; Metazoa; Chordata; Actinopteri; Cypriniformes; Cyprinidae. The record is from RefSeq and is a predicted model, not a curated record.